CUCCGGCACCGGUCACCGGUCGCUGAAGCAAUGGCAGCGGCGGGUGAUUCAGCGGGGCCGGGACCGGCACUGAGGCGGCCGCCGUCCGGGGACCUGCGGAGCGUGCUGAUCACCAGCGUGCUGAACCUGGAGCGGCUGGAUGUCGAUCUGUUCAGGGGCCGGCACCAUUGGGUACCCGCCACGAAGCGCUUGUUCGGCGGGCAGAUCGUGGGGCAGGCGCUGGUGGCGGCCGCCCGCGCCGUGAGACCCGAGGAGCAGAUCCACUCGCUGCACUGCUACUUCGUGCGGGCAGGGGACCCUCAGGUGCCAGUGCUGUACAAGGUGGAACGGACCCGUACGGGAAGGAGCUUCUCUGUUCGUUCCAUAAGUGCCAUCCAGCACGGGAAGGCAAUCUUCACCUGCCAGGCCUCCUUCCAGCUCUCCCAGGAGAGCCCAGUGCAGCACCAGUUCACCAUGCCUUCUGUGCCACCCCCCGAGGAUCUGCUGACGCUAGAGGAGCUCAUCGAGAAGUUCCUGAAGGACCCUAACCUGGCAGAGAAUUACAGGAAACACCUCCACAAGAUCCAAGCAGAAGAUGUGCCGAUCGAGAUCAAACCCAUCAACCCACCAGAUCAAUUCUGCUUGGAGGCACAGGAGCCGAAGCAGCUCCUCUGGGUGCGAGCCCGAGGGCACAUAGGAGAGACUGAUAUGAAGGUGCACUGCUGCGUGGCUGCCUACAUCUCUGACUAUGCCUUCCUGGGCACGGCGCUGCUCCCGCACCGGCAGUACCGCACCAAGUUCAUGGUGUCCCUCGACCAUUCCAUGUGGUUCCAUUCACCCUUCCGAUCAGACCACUGGAUGCUGUAUGAGUGUGAGAGCCCCUGGUCUGGUGGUUCCCGGGCACUGGUGCAGGGACGGCUGUGGCGCAAGGAUGGGGUCCUGGCUGUCACCUGUGUGCAGGAGGGAGUCAUCAGGGUGGAGCCAAUGCCAACGCACAGCAAUCUCUAGCUGAGGAACCUCUGUGAGCUGCAGCCUGGGCACACCAAGGGUGGGACCUCAGGACCCAAGCAGAUGUGGAUGCUGCAGGAGUGCUGGUGGCAGAGGCAUCUGCUGUGACCAACUGCCAGCUGCACAGCACAUAAUUGCACACUACUAUCAGCCUUAAAUAAAAUC
Molecule: messenger RNA, 1152 nt
Organism: Indicator indicator
Lineage: Eukaryota; Metazoa; Chordata; Aves; Piciformes; Indicatoridae
Gene: ACOT8
Product: acyl-CoA thioesterase 8
Exons: 6
Biological process (GO): fatty acid catabolic process; acyl-CoA metabolic process
Cellular component (GO): peroxisomal matrix
Molecular function (GO): fatty acyl-CoA hydrolase activity
Source: RefSeq, a predicted model, not a curated record